AUGGAAGUUAAAAAAAAGCACCGACAGCUAAAACAGGGCUAUCUCUACAAGAAAAGUGUAAAAACUCUAAACAAAGACUGGAAGAAAAAAUACGUGACGCUUACCACUGAUGGGCGACUCACAUAUCACCCGACGCUUCACGACUACAUGGAUGAAGUUCAUGGAAAGGACAUCCCUUUAAAGCACACGACUGUCAAAAUUCCGGGUCAAAAGCCUAGAGGUUCGCGUCCUAUUCAUACCAUCCCCUCUCCCCACCAGCACAACAAUGACAUCACUCCUUCACUCAAUUCAUUGUCUUUAGGUGUUUGUGACGCCGACCAGCGAUUGGUGCCCAUCACUAACCCCAAGUCAGACACUCCCAGCUUUAAGAAGCGCAACCGUCGGACCAAAAGCAGUGGCAAUAAGAAUAACGACUCGAUUGACGACUCAGACGGCUAUGAGUUUGUGAUCGUGUCGCUGGAGAACAAGCACUGGCACUUCGAUGCUAACAGUGCCGAGGAGAGGGACUCUUGGGUCACUGCCAUCGAGCAGCAGAUACUGUCGAGUCUGCAGAGUAUGGAAAGUGAGAAAUCCAAGUAUAAGAACAGCACUUCCGUCGACGAGUCGGCCAUUCAGUCCAUGCGAACGGUUCCCGGAAAUAAAUACUGCGUUGACUGCGAUUCCCUGAACCCCGACUGGGCGUCACUCAAUUUGGGAGCUCUCAUAUGUAUUGAAUGCUCCGGAAUUCACCGCAAUCUCGGCACUCAUAUAUCCAAAGUACGAUCACUUGCUUUGGAUGAUUGGCCGUAA
Oppiella nova is the source of this 789-nucleotide messenger RNA. Lineage: Eukaryota; Metazoa; Arthropoda; Arachnida; Sarcoptiformes; Oppiidae. The record is from the annotation of a GenBank genome assembly.